Phycodurus eques (leafy seadragon) is the source of this 2581-nucleotide messenger RNA. It is a transcript of the gene tbx1, whose product is annotated as T-box transcription factor 1. The transcript has 8 exons. The record is from RefSeq and is a predicted model, not a curated record. Gene Ontology annotation, cellular component: nucleus. NCBI's taxonomy places the organism in Eukaryota, Metazoa, Chordata, Actinopteri, Syngnathiformes, Syngnathidae. Gene Ontology annotation, biological process: cell fate specification; regulation of transcription by RNA polymerase II; positive regulation of DNA-templated transcription. Bases 374 to 1924 code for a protein of 516 amino acids. Gene Ontology annotation, molecular function: DNA-binding transcription factor activity, RNA polymerase II-specific; RNA polymerase II cis-regulatory region sequence-specific DNA binding.
UUUCUGACAUUCUCGUGCAGGCGUGCAGGCGGGCGGGCGGGCAGCCCUCGCGUGACAACACACGCCACCGCGCGCACCGAGCACAAACGCGGAAAGCGGAUCAGCGAUGGUUUGACACCGGGACCCUUUUCCUUCCCUUUCCAGGGUCUUUAAAUGAAGCUCCCGAUCUGCGCGGAAGCUCGGGCGCGUUCACCGUAGCACCGGGAAUACUUUCCAAGCAGACUUUGGGCAUGUGAGAACCUUUUUUUUUUUUUGCGCAUGUUCUUCGCCUUUUUGCGCAGCCUUCUGGAGAAGGGGGGACGCGUCGGCGGCGGCGGCGGCGGCGGCGGAGGAGGAGUAGGCACGACUUUCCCCCAACUCGAGCCCCCUGCCUAUGGACGACGGUGGUCCCCUGUCUCCCAGGGCAAAUGCUUUCAGUAUUGCCUCUCUGAUUUGCGCUGCAGAACGAGCAGGAAACGCGGCGUUCGACAAGCGGAGCGCUGGCCCGGACAAACCAGACGCGAACAAGCGCAGCUGCUGCACGAUGCAUUACAGCACCGUGACCCGGGAAAUGGAAGCCAUUUCCAGCCCGUGGCUGACGCAGCUGUCCCAUUUUUGCGAUGUUGCAGCCUUCACCACCAGCAGUCUGAGCAGCCUCAACACCCCGGGGGGCUACCACCUCUCCCCCUCCCCCGGGGACCCUUACAGCCAACACGAAGUGGCCCACUUUGAGCCCUGCCCGGCCGCUCAGCCCAACUACGGCUACCCGGGCCCGGCCCCGCCACCGAGCGACCCCGCCGGGACCCCUUGCUCGUCGUCCUCGUCCGGCUCCACCCCGAACAGCAAGAGCAUGGUCAAGAAGAACCCCAAAGUGGCCAACAUUAACGUGCAGCUGGAGAUGAAGGCCUUGUGGGACGAGUUUAAUCAGCUGGGCACCGAGAUGAUCGUCACCAAAGCCGGGAGGAGAAUGUUUCCAACUUUCCAAGUGAAAAUAUUCGGGAUGGAUCCAAUGGCGGACUACAUGCUCCUAAUGGACUUCUUGCCAGUAGACGACAAACGUUACAGGUACGCGUUCCACAGCUCUUCGUGGCUGGUGGCGGGCAAAGCUGACCCGGCGACCCCCGGCAGGGUCCACUACCACCCGGACUCUCCGGCCAAAGGCGCCCAGUGGAUGAAGCAGAUCGUUUCUUUUGACAAACUCAAACUCACUAACAACCUCCUGGACGAUAACGGACACAUCAUCCUCAACUCAAUGCACCGCUACCAGCCCAGGUUCCACGUGGUCUACGUGGAUCCUCGCAAGGACAGCGAGAAAUACGCGGAGGAGAAUUACAAAACGUUUGUGUUCGAGGAAACUCGCUUCACGGCGGUCACGGCGUACCAGAACCAUCGGAUCACCCAGCUGAAAAUAGCCAGCAACCCUUUUGCAAAGGGCUUCCGGGACUGUGACCCAGAAGAUUGGCCCAGGAAUCACAGGCCAGGCUCCCUGCCAAUAAUGAGUGCGUUUGCCAGAACAAGAAACCCGAUGUCAUCUCCUCCUCAGCAGAACGGCACGGAGAAAGAUGACAGCAGGCGGGAAUACGAGCGAGAGCCCGGCGGCACGCCCAUGCACGCUGACCCGGCUCACCAGCUGAUGUCCCGAGUCCUCAGUCCCGCCCUCCCCGUCCCGGGAGGCCUCCACGCCGUGCCGCUCACCGGUGGCCGCCCGAGUCCUCCACAUGACCUCAGGCCUGACCCUCACACUCUACCCGCGGACACCCUGCACCACCACCCCUACAAGUACCCCACCACCUAUGAACACUACUUGGGAGCCAAGACCAGGCCGUCCCCUUAUCCUUUACCCAGCAUCAGAGGGCACACGUACCACCACCACAUGAACCCAGCCACAGCUAACAUGUACUCGGCCACCAGCGGGCCCGCAAACUACGACUAUGGGCCCAGAUAAUGACUGCUGACGGUGCACUGCAUUGUGGGAAUGGAGCCAGGCAGCCUUGAAACCUUUGAUGCCGCGUGCAACCUGCAGGGUCCGUUCACAGACUGAAACUCCUUUCUGCUAAAUAAACCCUGCUGUAUUUAUUUAAAGAAUCUCUGCAGGAAGCAUGGACACCUGAGUUAAGCCCUGAAAGAGGUCUCCUGUGACCUUUGAACUCAACGGUCGUUGCUUCGCAUCGGCCAAUCUGAGCAGUACAGUCACUGAGCCGGCAGGCUGAGGAGAACACGUUUGAUCACAGACUGGAAUUGAAUCUUUUUUUUCUUGUGUUGAAUGCACUUUUUGAUUUGCCUUGUUUCUAAUGCUUUCCAAAAAAAGCCAUACGUUAUAUAAUCCCUCACCCUUGUAGGUAGGUGACACGUUUGCAUGCUGAGCUCAUCGCAAAGGCUGUGGACACACACAUCAAAAUGUUUUGGUUUGAGGAGGAGGAAAAAAACAAACCAAAAAAACCCCCAAAAAACAGAUUUGAUCAUCAAACGUGAACAUUUUGAGCCCCUCUGACAAGCUUGUACCAUGGCACUGACUUGCAGCAAUUCAAAGAAAACUAAAUGAAGCAGAAUGACUGUUCUGUGUCUGUAAAGUGAAUAUUAAAUUCCAAUUAUUCCAACCGCG